Pan troglodytes (chimpanzee) is the source of this 2472-nucleotide messenger RNA. It is a transcript of the gene TULP3, whose product is annotated as TUB like protein 3. Lineage: Eukaryota; Metazoa; Chordata; Mammalia; Primates; Hominidae. Gene Ontology annotation, cellular component: cilium. Gene Ontology annotation, biological process: protein localization to cilium. The coding region runs from base 1 to 1551 and encodes 516 amino acids. The record is from RefSeq and is a predicted model, not a curated record. The transcript is spliced from 14 exons.
AUGGCGGGGGUGCGAGGAGCCGUUGCGAGCCACGAGAACACGGACCAAUCGGCGUCGGCGACAGUGUGGAACGCGGUUGCCAGGAGGCGGGACGCGGCGGCGUGCCAGCCUAGCCACUCUAGCGACGGCGGGGAAGAGUGUGUACGUGGUGGGGGCUUCCUCGGUGGCGGGCAUGGAGGCUUCGCGCUGCCGGCUCAGUCCCAGCGGCGACAGGUUAAGCGAUCCUCCCACCUCAGCAUCCCUAGUAGCUGGGACCACAGUGUCUUCCAUGAAGAAAUGAUGAAGAUGCGACAGGCUAAGCUGGAUUAUCAGAGGCUACUACUUGAGAAGAGGCAAAGGAAAAAGCGCCUUGAGCCAUUUAUGGUGCAGCCCAAUCCAGAAGCCAGGCUACGUCGGGCAAAGCCAAGGGCCAGUGAUGAGCAGACUCCCUUGGUGAACUGUCAUACUCCCCACAGCAAUGUCAUCUUACAUGGUAUUGAUGGUCCAGCUGCUGUCCUGAAACCAGACGAAGUUCAUGCUCCAUCAGUAAGCUCCCCUGUUGUGGAAGAAGAUGCUGAAAACACCGUGGAUACUGCUUCCAAGCCAGGACUUCAGGAGCGUCUCCAAAAGCAUGAUAUCUCUGAAAGUGUGAACUUCGAUGAGGAGACUGAUGGAAUAUCCCAGUCAGCAUGUUUAGAAAGACCCAAUUCUGCGUCCAGCCAGAAUUCAACCGAUACAGGCACUUCCGGUUCUGCUACUGCAGCCCAACCAGCUGAUAACCUCCUGGGAGACAUAGACGACCUGGAGGACUUUGUGUAUAGUCCUGCCCCUCAAGGUGUCACAGUAAGAUGUCGGAUAAUCCGGGAUAAAAGGGGAAUGGAUCGGGGUCUCUUCCCCACCUACUAUAUGUACUUGGAAAAAGAAGAAAAUCAGAAGAUAUUUCUUCUUGCAGCUAGAAAGCGGAAAAAGAGCAAAACAGCCAACUACCUUAUCUCCAUUGAUCCAGUUGAUUUAUCUCGUGAAGGAGAAAGUUAUGUCGGCAAGCUUAGAUCCAACCUCAUGGGGACCAAGUUUACAGUUUAUGACCGUGGCAUCUGCCCCAUGAAGGGCCGGGGUUUGGUAGGAGCGGCCCACACCCGGCAGGAGCUGGCUGCCAUCUCCUAUGAAACGAACGUACUUGGAUUUAAAGGUCCUAGGAAAAUGUCUGUGAUCAUUCCUGGAAUGACACUGAAUCAUAAGCAGAUCCCAUAUCAGCCACGAAACAACCAUGACAGUUUGCUCUCAAGGUGGCAGAACAGAACUAUGGAAAAUCUGGUUGAGCUGCACAACAAGGCCCCCGUCUGGAACAGUGACACUCAGUCCUAUGUCCUCAACUUCCGUGGCCGGGUCACUCAGGCGUCUGUGAAGAACUUCCAGAUAGUCCACAAAAAUGACCCUGAUUAUAUAGUCAUGCAGUUUGGACGUGUGGCAGAUGAUGUGUUCACACUGGACUACAACUACCCACUUUGUGCAGUACAGGCCUUUGGCAUCGGUCUUUCUAGCUUUGACAGAGUGCCUCUCACAGCUAUAUGACUACGGAUCCAUUAGUGAGGAGCGACACACACACCUGUAGGCAUCCUGUGCAAAUACUUUGUCAUUAUCAAGAGAGAUGGCAGUAUUGACCAUUUAGUUUAGUUAAAAAAAAAAAAAAAAAGGUGGCAGGAGAGGCUUUGGGGAGGAUCAGCCAGCAGACAUGAGCACUGCUGGCCCGUGCGGCAGAGCUGUGGACUUUCUUCUCGGCUCCCUCAACCCUGGCUCAGGCACAGAAGGUGUUUUGCUACGUUUUUUUGAUUAUUACACCCCUCCACGUAUUAUGUGACUCUUACACCAGUUCACCCUUCCCAGAACGUAUCCAAACCUUGAGAAUGCAGGAGCUCUGUGAGCUCCACCGUCAGCACCAUUCAGCUGCAUCCCUUGUGCACAGAACUGUUUGCCAGCGUUGGGUGGGACACCCAUGGCGGCUGCUCCCUCAGACCUCCCUUCUGUGGACUGACCUCUCACCUCCGCCUGUUGUUCCUGCACCACAUCAGAUAAGCAUGUGAAGGAGAGCCAGCUGGCAGCUGCGGGACCCUUGGCUUGUCCCCCACCGACAAGUCCCACCUGCUGGGUGAGGACGAGACUGUUUCCAUCUCAGGCAUGUAUCCCACCAAGUGCCUCCCUCACAGCCAUGCCCAGAAGCCUCACACCUCGUCACCACCACCACCCCCCACCCCAUCCUGAGGCACUGCCUGGCAGAUCACCCUGGUUGGCCACAGAAGCUAUUAAUACACGACAGCAUGUGGGGAAGGACUUACGGUGGGCCAGGUGGACCUCAUCCUGCUUCUUCCUCCCUCUGGUUUAAAGAGAUAUGUAAACUAAUUUCACAUAAUUUGUGUGUGCAGGUGAUUGGUUUUUACAUAAGUCCUAUUUAUACCUUUUAUAUGUUACAGAAAUAAAAGUUAAUUUAUAUAAAAA